AUGCAUAUCAUGAGUAGUUACUCUUUCUUCCAUGAUCCAGACCUAGAAAUGUUACAACAAGAUCCUGCUAAUAAUAUUCAUCAUGUUCAUCGUGACCCUACUCAUGAUUAUCUUUCCUUUGAUAUGGUUGACCAAGUACCAACAAAAAGUGAGUCAAAUCAACCUAAAGAAAGAUCAUACAUAGGUGUAAGGAAAAGACCUUGGGGGAAAUUUGCUGCAGAGAUCAGAGAUACAACAAGAGGAGGAAGAAGGGUUUGGCUUGGAACUUUUGAUAGUGCUGAAGAUGCUGCUUUAGCUUAUGAUCAAGCUGCAUUUUCAAUGAGAGAAAAGGAUCUUCACCUGCACUUGCACUCAAGGAGAGACACUAUAACCAAAGAAAGUUGUCAUCAAAAGGUGUAA
This is a messenger RNA of Vicia faba (fava bean), 399 nucleotides long. The record is from the annotation of a GenBank genome assembly. NCBI's taxonomy places the organism in Eukaryota, Viridiplantae, Streptophyta, Magnoliopsida, Fabales, Fabaceae.